Messenger RNA from Fusarium mangiferae, 675 nucleotides. RefSeq lists its product as uncharacterized. The coding region runs from base 1 to 675 and encodes 224 amino acids. The transcript has a single exon. The record is from RefSeq and is a predicted model, not a curated record. NCBI's taxonomy places the organism in Eukaryota, Fungi, Ascomycota, Sordariomycetes, Hypocreales, Nectriaceae. Gene Ontology annotation, molecular function: acyltransferase activity, transferring groups other than amino-acyl groups.
AUGUCCUCCCUAUAUCAUUACUUCUUCUCUCACGUCUCCAAGACAGACUCAAUUCAUCAAUCCGCAAUUAAAUACCGCGACCUACGUCUCAAAGCACUAAAGGCUUCCCCAGAGUCCUUCUCUUCCACUUACGAAAUCGAAUCUCAAUUCACAGAGACGCAAUGGAUGGAUCGCCUCCUCCAAGAGGAUAGAGAGAACUUCGUCUGCAUCGCAAGCCCUGUCGACCCUGGCUCUUCGUCCACUUCCCAAUGGGUAGGACAAGUGACUCUGAGAGGUCCUGUCAGCAGAAAAGACUUCAUCCUCCCCGAAGUUUCUGGUCAGCCAAUGCCCGGCGAAGACGAAGAAGAAGAUCGUUGGCAGAUGCUCAGCCUGUUCAUCCUGCCAGAACACCAAGGACGAAAAUUGGGGCAGGGCCUGUGUAGGGAGGUUAUUAAGUAUCUGCAAGAAACUCCACAAAAGGCAAGAACCGUCGUGAGAUUGAUGGUCAAGCCCCAAAACACCACUACUGUUCACUUGUACGAAAAGCUUGGUUUCGAAACUGUCGGGAAAUGCACAUUGGCUGAGGCUCUUGUAGCAAACGGAGAUGGCCAUCUGCUCCCCGACGAUACUACAGUCGCCAGGUACUCUACUCGAUCAGGCUUGAUUAUGAUCUACACUAUCUCAAAGACUGCGUAG